AUGUAUCAGAAUGGGGAUGCAGCCUCCACUUUGAGGAAGAACCCCACUGCGGCAAACCCCCUUCUGUGGCAGAAGGACUGUGUGAAGGGCCCUGAGGUGUGGUGCCAGAGCCUGCGGACGGCGUCGCAAUGCGGAGCUGUGAAGCACUGCCAGCAGACUGUUUGGAGCAAGCCUACUGUAAACAGCAUCCCCUGUGACUUGUGUAAGGAGCUUGUGACAGUGGCCGGCAAGGUUUUGAAGGACAACGGCACAGAGGAUGAGAUCCGCUCUUACUUGGAGAAGACAUGUGAGUUCCUUCCUGACCAAGGCCUUGUCUCUGAAUGCAAAGAAAUUGUGGAUUCCUACCUGCCAGUCAUCAUGGAUAUGAUCAAAGAAGAGCUAGACAAACCUGAAGUCGUAUGCAGUGCCCUUUCGUUGUGCCAAUCCCUUCAGAAGCACCUUGCAGCGGUGAAGCUUCAGAAGCAGCUCCAGUCCAACAAGAUACCAGAGCUGGACUUCUCUGAACUGGCAUCUCCCUUCAUGGCUAACGUGCCUCUUCUCCUGUACCCUCAGGACAAACCCAAGCAGGAGUCCAAGGGCACUGGCGAUGUCUGCAAGGACUGCAUUCAGCUCGUCACCGACGUCCAGGAGGCCGUGAGGACAAACUCCUCUUUUGUGAAGUCCUUAGUGGCUCACGCCAAGGAUGAGUGCGACCGCUUGGGACCUGGAAUGUCUGAUAUGUGCAAGAGUUACAUCUCUGAAUAUUCAGACUUGGCCAUCCAGAUGAUGAUGCACAUGAAGGAUCAGCAACCGAAGGACAUUUGUGCCAUGGUUGGGUUCUGUCCUUCCCUGAAAUCUGUUCCUCUUCAGAAGCUAGUGCCAGCUCAAGUGGUUCAUGAAGUAAAAAUGGAAACUGUGGAGAAAACAGCAGUUCAAGAGAAGACAUUUUCUGUGUGUGAAAUAUGUGAGACUGUGGUGAAGGAAGUGACUGGCCUGCUGGAGAGCAACAAGACAGAGGAGGAGAUUGUACACGAGAUGGAGGUGAUCUGCUACCUGUUCCCCAUGAGUGUCAAGGACCAGUGCAAAGACUUCAUAGAUGUCUAUGGCCAGGCGGUGAUUGACAUGCUUCUGGAAGCAACUAAUCCUGAGACUGUGUGCGUUAUGCUGAAGUGCUGUGCAAGCAACAAGCCUCCUCAGCCAGUUUUAGUGAAACCCGCGGGUGGCUUCUGUGAUGUCUGCAAGAUGGUGGUGGCUUAUGCAGACAAAGAACUGGAGAAGAAUGCCACGACAGCUGAGAUAGAGGCUUUGCUGGAGAAAGUCUGUCACUUCCUACCAGAGUCUGUCAGUGACCAGUGCGUUCAGUUCGUGGAGCAAUACGAGCCCGUGGUGGUGCAACUCCUGGCACAGAUGAUGGAUCCCACUUUCGUCUGCACUAAACUUGGAGUCUGUGCAACAGCUAAACAGCCUCUGCUGGGGGAUGAUGCUUGUGUCUGGGGUCCGGGUUACUGGUGUAAGAACAUGGAGACUGCUGCUCAGUGCAAUGCUGUCGAUCACUGCAAACGUCACGUGUGGAACUAAAAGAAGCAUUUCCAGUUCUGAAAGUCGCCGUGACGCCUG
Molecule: messenger RNA, 1596 nt
Organism: Tinamus guttatus (white-throated tinamou)
Lineage: Eukaryota; Metazoa; Chordata; Aves; Tinamiformes; Tinamidae
Source: RefSeq, a predicted model, not a curated record